This is a messenger RNA of Drosophila kikkawai, 613 nucleotides long. RefSeq lists its product as uncharacterized. NCBI's taxonomy places the organism in Eukaryota, Metazoa, Arthropoda, Insecta, Diptera, Drosophilidae. The record is from RefSeq and is a predicted model, not a curated record.
UAGACGUAAAUCCAACCGGGAGAAUACUCCAAAAAACAUAACCGAAAAAACAAUGAGUUAUUUUUUGCAUUUCAAGCUGCUCGUCCUGUACAGCUUUUGCGUCCAUCGUUCGGAGUCCUUCUCCCAGAACGAUGUUGUGUUUCUGGAAAAGUCCCCUUCGUGGGAGGACGACCUGGACUGGAGCCGGGCCAACUGGCGGCUGGUUGUGCCCUGGCUGAUGCAGCGCCAGGAGCUGCGCUUCUGCGUGGCCCUGGCCAGGUUCGACGAGCGCCUGCUCCAGGGCACAUCCUGUGGUCUGCUGAUGGCGAACAAGCCGCUGAUGGCCAGCUGCGACAUUGGCAACAUCGAGGACCUGACCAUGACUAUGCGGUAUGCCUUUGGCGAGCUGCUAUUCGAUACCAGCCGCCGGUGUCGUCCUGGCCUGGAGCUCUUCGGGGUUCGGUGCCGGCGAAGGGCCUGAGUUUUUGGCGGUUUUUCGAGGGAAGUAAAGACUAAGGCUUAAUAUUUUUGGAUAUUUCUUUGGGAACUUAAGUCUAAUAAGGUUAAAUAUACAUAAAAGAGUACUCCUUAGUUGAAAUUUAAAUAAAAUGAAACUGUUUUAGUUUAAGAAUAA